AUGAAGGUCCUCAGCAAAGAAGAGGAGGCAGAGCACUACAGCGUCGUUGUCAAGGCCGGCCUCAUCGGCGGCACGGCCGGUCUGGCUGUCGGACUCGGCGGCGUCCUCUUCGCAAGCAAGCGCUACCCUGCCUUCCGUCAGCUCACCCUCCCCUUCCGCUCCUUCCUCGUCACCUCGUCCGCGACCUUUGGCGCCAUCGUCCACGCCGACCGCGAGUCCAUCCGCUUCGGCAAGGAAAAGGACCCCAUGUACGGCUACAAGGACGCGACGGCGCGCGCCAUCGCCGAGGCCAAGGCCAACGAGACGGAGAUGCAGAAGCUCAAGGAGUGGGGCCGCGAGAACCGGUACUCCAUCGUCUUUGCGUCGUGGCUCGCGUCCAUGGGCGUCGCGCUCGCCAUCGUCGGCAAGGACAAGUACCUCACGGGCGCGCAGAAGCUCGUUCAGGCUCGUGUCUACGCGCAGGCCCUCGCCGUCGUCAUGCUUGUCGUGACCGCCGCCUUUGAGAUGCAGGACGCCAAGACGGGCGCCGGCCGCUGGGAGACGGUUAUGAUUAUCGACCCCGAGGACCCGGAGCACAAGCACCUCAUUGAGAAGAAGAUUCACAAGGAGGAGUACGAGGGCCAGGACCUAUGGAAGGACAUGGUUGCUGCCGAGGAGCGCCGCAUCGCUGCCCGCAAGGCUUCCGAGCAGAAGUAA
Colletotrichum abscissum is the source of this 696-nucleotide messenger RNA. RefSeq lists its product as uncharacterized. The coding region runs from base 1 to 696 and encodes 231 amino acids. The record is from RefSeq and is a predicted model, not a curated record. Gene Ontology annotation, biological process: mitochondrial respiratory chain complex IV assembly. Lineage: Eukaryota; Fungi; Ascomycota; Sordariomycetes; Glomerellales; Glomerellaceae. Gene Ontology annotation, cellular component: mitochondrial inner membrane. The transcript has 2 exons.